Messenger RNA from Peromyscus leucopus (white-footed mouse), 3096 nucleotides. Its product is annotated as guanylate-binding protein 6-like. Gene Ontology annotation, molecular function: GTP binding; GTPase activity. The record is from RefSeq and is a predicted model, not a curated record. The transcript has 10 exons. Bases 638 to 2506 code for a protein of 622 amino acids. Lineage: Eukaryota; Metazoa; Chordata; Mammalia; Rodentia; Cricetidae. Gene Ontology annotation, biological process: defense response to Gram-positive bacterium; defense response to protozoan.
AUGUGCCGACUUGGAGAGAGGCAGGGCAGGGAAGCAAAGAUAGCCUGCAAUCUCCUGCUGUUAUGGUUGUGCCAUCGUUUCAGUUGGCUAUCUACGCAGCUGCUGCAGUAUGCCAGUUGGUUUUCGAAGUUCCCAUAGUAUCAUUUCCUCAUGUUAAGAGUCUGUUUAUGGAGAGACCAGGGCUUAGAACCAAAGACUCUGUCAUUUUGCUUGUUGGUCAUGAUUUUAGUACUCUCUAUGAGUUGCUUACUUGGGAUUUUAAAAACUCAGCAGUCUCGUGUGCACUGUGGGUCUAAGAAUAUACCUUGCAGACGCUUUUCCACUUCAGUGGACUCACACGCUUAAGGUAUCCUUUAUAUGGCUCAGCCUCUCGUAGGACUCCAGGGCAGUUAACAGUCAUUUUGGCUUUGUUCUUACAUUGUUACUCUGCAGAUCACAGCAGUGAGGGUUUCAGCAAAAGCAUCCUUAGAAACUCUGAAGAAUGAUGGGGAGUCCCCUGUAGCCCGCAGAUGUAAGGUUACGUGCUGACAAUGUAGAAGUCUCCCCAGUCUCAGGUUGUUGGGUGCUUGGGUGAGCUGAGACAGAGGAGCUGUAAUUUCAUUUGUGUCAGGAGAUUCUCCUAGGUGGACAAGUGGCUAUGGCCAGUGGACCGAACAUGAUGGCCCCCAUUUGUCUGGUGGAAAACCACAAUGAGCAACUGUCGGUGAACCGGGAAGCAGUAGAGAUCCUGGACACAAUUUCUCAGCCAGCGGUAGUCGUGGCCAUCGUCGGAUUGUACCGUACAGGGAAGUCCUACUUGAUGAAUCGCCUGGCUGGCCGGAAUCACGGCUUCCCUCUGGGCUCCACUGUGCAGUCAGAGACCAAGGGCAUCUGGAUGUGGUGUGUGCCACAUCCCACCAAGCCAAAGCACACCCUGGUCCUCCUGGACACUGAGGGCCUGGGGGAUGUGGAAAAGGGUGACCCUAAGAAUGACUCCUGGAUCUUCGCCCUGGCUGUACUUCUGAGCAGCACCUUCGUCUACAAUAGCAUGAGCACUAUCAACCACCAGGCCCUAGAGCAGCUGCAUUAUGUCACAGAACUCACUGAGCUGAUCAGGGCAAAGUCUUCCCCAAAUCCUGAUGGAAUAAAGAAUUCCACUGAGUUUGUGAGUUUCUUUCCAGACUUCAUCUGGACUGUUCGGGAUUUCAUGCUGGAGCUGAAGUUAAAGGGAGAAGUCAUCACGGAGGACCAGUACCUGGAGAAUGCACUGAAACUGAUCCCAGGCAACCAUCCCAGAGUCCAAGCAUCCAAUUUGCCCAGGGAGUGCAUCAGACAUUUCUUUCCUAAACGGAAAUGUUUUGUCUUUGACCGGCCAACGAAUGACAAAGAACUGUUACAAAAAAUUGAGACUAUCUCAGAAGACCAACUGGAGCCUAAGUUCCAGGAACAAACGAGGGCUUUUGUUUCUUACGUCUUCACCUAUGCAAAGAUCAAGACCGUCAGAGAGGGAAUUGAGGUCACUGGGAACCGACUGGGGACUCUGGUGAUGACCUAUGUGGAUGCCAUCAACAGUGGAGCUGUGCCUUGUCUGGAUGACGCGGUGACAACUCUGGCCCAGCGUGAGAACUCAGCAGCUGUGCAGAAGGCAGCUGACCACUACAGUGAGCAGAUGGCCCAGCGACUGAGGCUCCCCACAGACACGCUCCAGGAGCUGCUGGAUGUGCACACAGUGUGUGAGGAGGAAGCCAUUGCUGUCUUCAUGGAGCAUUCCUUCAAGGACGAAAACCAGCAAUUCCAGAAGAAGCUGAUGGAAUUAAUAGUGCUCAAGAGGGCAGAUUUCCUGUUGAGGAAUGAAGAGGCAUCAGAGAAAUUCUGCCAGGAAGAACUGAAUCAUCUCACGAAAGCACUCACAGAAAGUGUUUCAGCUGGGACAUUCUCCGUUGCUGGAGGACACAGGCUCUACAUGGACACCAGGGAGAAGAUUGAGAAGGACUAUUGGCAGGUGUCCAGGAAAGGGGUGAAGGCAAGUGAAGUCUUCCAGAGCUUUCUGCAGUCACAGGCCACCAUCGAGAGUUCCAUCCUGCAGGCAGAUACAGCUCUCACUGCUGGGGAGAAGGCCAUUGCAGAGGAGCGGGCCCAGAAGGAGGCGGCUGAGAAGGAACAGGAGCUGCUAAGACAGAAGCAGAAGGAGCAACAGCAACUGAUGGAGGCUCAGGAGAGAAGUCACAAGGAAAACCUAGAGCAACUGAGAAUGAAGCUGGUGCAGGAGAGAGAGCAGCUCAUCAAAGACCACAAGACGAUGCUGGAGAAGCAGCUGCAGGCCCAAAAGGCACUGCUUGCUGAAGGAUAUAAGAAGAAAUCUGAGGAAAUGAAUGCAGAAAUAAAUAAUUUGAAAAGUAAGCUUGAGAGUAUAAAAAAAGAGAGCACUUCGUUUUUAGAGCAGACCCUCAAUGCCUUUGCUACAGUUCUCUGUGCUCCUAUUGUAUUGGCUGUGGAGGUCGUAAAAGGGAUUGCUGCACUGUUUUGAGAUUCACUCCUCUGAGAAAAUGAGACUGUGAAGAUAUGUUUUGUCCUGUCCUUAAGAUGCACAUUCAUUUUCAUUCGACAAAGUUUUAAACAUGAAAGUACUUACUCAGUCUAAAACAUCAGUGCCUGACCCAUGUUCACCUAGACAAAUUCAUGUAUGUUUUGAUAGAUGAUGUUUGCAACAUCAUAUGGAAGAGAUCCUCUGAGUUGUCACUUGUUAUGGUGACAAAUUUAAAAUUACUUGAAUGUCAUCGAUUAAUAUUGGCAACAUAAUCUUUAAUAUGUGCCAACUACUUAGUCAGGAAACACCAUCUCGGUGGGGCUUCUUGUGUUCUAAUAUUAAGUUGAGCUCAAAGAUACUUUAUCAAAUGAAAUAUUUCAAAGCACCAUGCAACUAUUCCAUGCAAACACACAGAUGCAUUAAUGCAAUGGUUUCUGAAAGAUUCAUGAGAACCUGGACUCUGGCUUCAUCUGUAGAGACCAUGAGACUAUAGGAGUUGAUGUGACAAAUGUAUCCAUUACAUCCUCAAUGCAACCAUUCAAAUUUUAUAAACAAUGCUUGAAAUAAAUGCUAUUGUAGCUUGAUAUUGA